This is a messenger RNA of Nestor notabilis (Kea), 984 nucleotides long. RefSeq names its product basic helix-loop-helix family, member e40 (gene BHLHE40). Gene Ontology annotation, molecular function: RNA polymerase II cis-regulatory region sequence-specific DNA binding; DNA-binding transcription factor activity, RNA polymerase II-specific. Gene Ontology annotation, cellular component: nucleus. Gene Ontology annotation, biological process: anterior/posterior pattern specification; circadian regulation of gene expression; regulation of neurogenesis. The transcript is spliced from 2 exons. Lineage: Eukaryota; Metazoa; Chordata; Aves; Psittaciformes; Psittacidae. The record is from RefSeq and is a predicted model, not a curated record. The annotation marks the transcript as partial.
ACUCUAGGUCACUUGGAGAAGGCUGUGGUUCUCGAGCUCACCUUGAAGCAUGUGAAAGCACUAACCAAUCUCAUUGAGCAGCAGCAGCAGAAAAUAAUUGCUUUGCAGAAUGGUUUACAAGCGGGUGACCUGUCGUCAAGAAACCUCGAUUCCAGCCAGGAAAUGUUUCGAUCCGGUUUCCAGAUGUGUGCCAAGGAAAUGCUGCAAUACCUGGCAAAGCACGAGAACGGCAAGGACCUGAAGUCGUCCCAGCUGGUCAGCCAUCUGCACCGAAUGGCCUCCGAGGUGCUCCAGGGCGGAGCCGGCCGCAAGUCCGGAGACAUCCCUCCUAAAAUGGUGGACUUGAAAGAGAAGCCCGUCUCCUUGACCACGGUGGCGGAGGGACACGGGAAAAACUGUGUGCCUGUGAUCCAGAGGACAUUUGCUCACUCCAGCGGGGAGCAGAGCGGCAGCGACACGGACACGGACAGCGGGUACGGGGGAGAGCUGGAGAAAAGUGACUCCAAAUCCGAACAGCAGUAUUUCAAAAAGGAUACCGAACUCAAGUACGCUGUCCAGGAGAGAAUAAGCUCUAUUAAGCAAGAGACUGAGGACCCGCCGGCCAAAAGGAGCAGGCUGGAGUCACCAGAGGACGAGAGCCCUUUUGGCAGCGACAUGAUGGGCUCUUCCAGCAGCUUCCUGGGGCCCCACGCUCACCAGCCUCCCUUGUGCCUGCCUUUCUAUUUGAUCCCACCAUCGGCAACAGCCUAUCUGCCCAUGCUGGAGAAGUGCUGGUACCCAGCGUCCGUACCUGUCUUGUACCCCAGCCUCCCAGCCUCUGCCGCAGCACUUACGGGGUUCAUGAACCCCGAUAAAAUCUCCCCACCUCUGCUGAUGCCCCAGAGACUCCCUUCUCCCAUACCGGCCCAUUCCCCUAUCGACUCCUCGGCUCUGCUUCAAGCUUUGAAGCAGAUUCCUCCUUUGAACUUGGAAACCAAAGACUAA